This is a messenger RNA of Acomys russatus (golden spiny mouse), 1970 nucleotides long. It is a transcript of the gene Fam161b, whose product is annotated as FAM161 centrosomal protein B. Gene Ontology annotation, biological process: cilium organization. The transcript is spliced from 8 exons. The coding region runs from base 98 to 1915 and encodes 605 amino acids. Lineage: Eukaryota; Metazoa; Chordata; Mammalia; Rodentia; Muridae. Gene Ontology annotation, cellular component: cilium. The record is from RefSeq and is a predicted model, not a curated record.
CCAAUCCGAAGCUAAGGCUGUGAAGGGGCGUGGCCGGCAGUCCCAGGCAGAUAUCCCCUCUGUCACCUUUGUUUCUCUUCUGCCGCUGGUUAGGAAGAUGACUGUGGGGCAGUCUUCGGGAGCCCCCGAGUGCGCCCAGCGGAGCCGUGAGAUAUUUCCCCCCAAAUCCUCCUCCUCAGACACUGAGCCAGAAGAUGAGCUGUCCGGAGAAGGGCUGGUUUUGCCCAGAGCUGGCAAACUCCAUGAGUUCCUCUGUACAGAGGAGGAGACAGAUUCUACUGCCGACUCCACUGGGAGUUCCUGGGAGCCCUUGCAGGCUCCAGAGCAGAAGGGCAGGUGGGCUGUGUUGGAGACUCUCUUCCAGUCUGACCCAGACAGUGAGCAGAGCAGCUCUGAAGAUGAGGAAGGCUGGGAGAAUUUCUUCCAAGACAAGAGCAGGGGGAAGCCACAGGUCCAGGACCCUCCAUCUUGUAGGCAUGGCUCCAUAAGGCGCUGCAGCUCGGCGACCAGCCUUCCCUCUGACAUUCCCAAGGCUCAGAUGCGGCCAGCCUCCGACUCUGGGCCUCCCUCCCAGCACAGAAGUGUUUGCUCCUGGGCGUCCUCCAUCACCGUCCCUCAGCCCUUCCGCAUGACCUUGCGUGAGGCCCGGAAGAAGGCCCAGUGGCUGGCCUCGCCUGCCUCUUUUGAGCAGGAGAGGCUGCAGGCCCAGAGGCAGGCCCAGGAGGAGGCUGAGUGCCUUCGGCAGUUCCGGGCCCAGCCUGUGCCCGCGCAUGUCUACUUACCCCUCUACCAGGAGCUCAUGGAGCGCAGAGAGGCGCGGAGGCGUGCAGGCAUCCAGAAGAGGAAGGAGCUGCUUCUCUCCUCUGUGAAGCCCUUCAGCUUCCAGGAAAAGAAAGAGCAGCAAAAAGAAGCUGCUCCACAGAGAGACUCGGCUACCGUGGCUCAGACCAAGGUCCCCGCAAAGAAGGCCACUAGAAGGAUCCCCAAGUCCAUCCUGGAGCCAGCCCUUGGUGACAAACUCCAGGAAGCGGAGCUCCUCAGGAAAAUGCGAAUCCAGAUGAGGGCCGUGGACAUGCUCCAGAAGGCUUCUUCCCCUAUCAGCACCUCGGGGAGCCAGGCCCCCCGCACUGCCACCCGCACCCAGGAAGAAAAGCUGAGCUUCCUCCAGACUGAGUUUGGCUUCCAGCCUCGGGUGAACUCUGCGGUCCCUGACUAUGAGGGCCUCUACAAGGCUUUCCAGAAAAAGGCUGCCAAGAGAAGGGAGACCCGGGAGACAACCCGAAACAAGCCCUUCCUGCUGAGGACUGCCAACCGGUGCCACACUGCACGGUCCUGUGAGGCUGAUGGUGCUGGGGGAGGGGGCACAAGGACCCAGAAGUCACCUCAGCCAGCAGCCCCUCCCCUGCCCAGGAGCCGUUCUCUAAGUGGUCUGGCGUCCUUUUCGGCCAACACCCUCCCCGUGCACAUUACAGAUGCCACCAGGAAGAGGGAGUCUGCUGUCCGACUGUCACUUGAAAAAAAGGACAAAUCAGACAAGAGCACCCAGUGGUUGGAGAUGCACAAGAAGAACUGUCAAGCCAUGUCUAAAUCAGUGACCUUGCGGGCAAGAGCCAUGGAUCCCCAUAAAAGCCUGGAAGAGGUGUUCAAAGCGAAGCUUAAAGAGAACCGGAAAAAUGACCGUAAAAGAACAAAGGAAUAUAAGAAAGAACUGGAGGAAAUGAAGAAAAGAAUACAAACAAGGCCCUUUCUCUUUGAACAAGUUACCAAGGCACUGGCCAGAAAAGAAGCAGAGCAGCGGUAUCGAGACACCCUGAGGCUGGCUGGCCUGGAGGAAGAGUUCGUGAAAACCAAGUGUCAAGGCUCCCAGGCAUUGCAAUGCAAGGGGAAAGCCAAAGUCAGGGAUUCUCCUAGGUAAGAGGUGCGGUGUUACGCCAGUGAUGCCACUCAGAGGAAACUUACAGAAGUUAUUU